AUGGCGGUCCGACUGUACCAUAUACUUGUUGUUCCAUCGAUUCGACAACCUACAGACCUUGUUUAUUCGCUGUUGGAAAGAUGUUUUGUCAAGAACUGUGGCUUUCGCAAAUGUGACACAGUGCAUAUUUUUCCAACUGUUGACCGGAAGGGCAAGUUCGAACUCAAACAAGGAGAUGGUGCAAAACGAAGUCUCAAAGAUGAAAAUAACGCGCAACGCAAAGCCACGGCAGGGAAAGAGUUCAAUUGGACGUCGUUGCUCAUCGUCGCAUUUCAGCGUGAUGCUGUGGCUUCGUCCAUUGCUGACCGGAUGAACAUACCCAAAGUCGACAAUGUUAACCCUGAUUCUGACGAUCCACCUUUGUCUACCAAUCCUGGCGUUGAGCUUGCGCUCGAGACGCAUAUUAUCAAUGAAACGAAAGCUUAUCUUGAAUCCAAUGGCGUCGUCAAGAACAUUCCGUACGGAAUGUCCGAUACUCAGAUACGGGAGCUGUUCGAACCGCAUGGAACUGUCUCCCGGGUGCUGGUGCCCCCAGUCGGUACCAUCGCGGUUGUCCGUUUUGAGAAGCCAGACGAAGCUAGCUGGGGCUUCAGAGCAGUAGCUUAUCGACGAUUAGGCAAUUCGAAAAAAGUUCCCAUCGAAAUGAAGCGGGAUCGAAAUAGAUCUGACGGGAAGUUGAGUAUGGGACAUGGCUUUAUUGGGUUCAAGGAUGUUGAUGGUGCACGGAAGGCCAUGAACAGUAUGCAGGGCUUUGUCCUCGAUGUCCACGCAUUGCAUAUCAAAUUCGGUGAUCGUGGUGCCGAUGAGGAUGUUGAUAAAGGGAAAGAUGGCGUAAGGUCGAAGAGUCGAACGACCAAGCUGAUUGUCAACAACGUGCCAUUCGAGGUGACAGAAAGAUAUUCGGGAUUUAUUUGGAAAUUUGACUCGCGAACGCGUGGAUUUACGUUCCUUGUCUUUGUGGCAAGGCAAGAAGCAGAAAAUUCCUAUGCCGCUCUCCGUCAUACAGACCUAUUAGGAUGGCAUUUAGAUUUCGAGUGUUCGGAGGAACAACAGCAGGACUUGGAGAUGCUUGGCGAAAAGGCUGGAAUAGGCUUUGGUGCUGGAAAGGAGAUGCCUGGUAAGAAGAGAAAGCUAGAUAUGAGCAUCACUGACGAGAACGAAGAGGAUGAGGAGGAAUGA
Messenger RNA from Lentinula edodes (shiitake mushroom), 1179 nucleotides. RefSeq lists its product as uncharacterized. The transcript has 6 exons. Lineage: Eukaryota; Fungi; Basidiomycota; Agaricomycetes; Agaricales; Omphalotaceae. Bases 1 to 1179 code for a protein of 392 amino acids. The record is from RefSeq and is a predicted model, not a curated record. Gene Ontology annotation, molecular function: RNA binding.